GAUCCCACAUAUCCCCUCUUCCCUGUUUUCUCUUUCCUUGGGUUCAUCCUUGCCCUUACGCCUUUGUCCUGGCAUCUCCAAGCAUGGAACGCGGGCACCUGCCUCUACAUGCUCUGGGCUGGUUUAGGUAGCUUGAAUAUGUUCGUCAAUGCAGUAGUCUGGGAUGGAAGGAUAGACAACAUAGCACCUGUGUGGUGCGAUAUAUCAACCAAAUUCUUCAUCGGUGCAGGAGUCGGAAUUCCGGCGGCAUCUCUGUGUAUUGUCAGGCGUCUGUAUCUCCUAUCGUCCAUACGGUCCGUUAACAUGACCAAGCAAGAUAAAAAGCGUGCUGUAAUAGCCGAUCUUGCGAUUGGCCUCGGUAUUCCGCUGCUGAUCAUGAUUCUUCGUGAGUUGUUCUUCGUGAGUUGUCACCGUUUUGACAUAUUGCAAGAUAUUGGGUGCCAGCCGGCAACAUAUAACACGCUUCCCGCGUACUUCCUCUUGUUCAUGUGGCCACCACUACUAGGCUGCAUCUCUUUCGUGUAUGCAGCACUAUCCUUGCGUAACUUCUUCAUCCGUCGCAUCCAGUUCAGCCAGUUCGCCACUUCAGCCCAAGCAAUGAACGCAAGUCGAUACCUCCGAUUGAUGCUGCUCGCAUGCUGCGAAAUCUGUUGCACCAUUCCGAUAGGGAUCUACAGCAUCUACAUUGACAACAAGGGCGUCCCCAUCGCACCUUGGGUUUCGUGGUCGGACACGCAUUAUAACUUCUCGCGUGUCGGUCAAGUUCCAGCGCUAAUAUGGAUGAACGACCCGUCUUACUAUACAUCUGUCCAAUUAUCCCGCUGGAUUUUCCCUGUUUGCUGCAUCAUUUUCUUUGCUUUGUUCGGUUUCGCCGAGGAAGCCAGGAGACAUUAUAGUAUGUUGUUCUGGUGGAUUGCGAAGCGAUUCGGACUCAAGCCUCCUGCAAAGAAGCUGCAAGCUACUCUCCCG
This is a messenger RNA of Gloeophyllum trabeum ATCC 11539, 969 nucleotides long. Its product is annotated as STE3-like pheromone receptor. NCBI's taxonomy places the organism in Eukaryota, Fungi, Basidiomycota, Agaricomycetes, Gloeophyllales, Gloeophyllaceae. The transcript has 5 exons. The record is from RefSeq and is a predicted model, not a curated record. Gene Ontology annotation, cellular component: membrane. Gene Ontology annotation, biological process: G protein-coupled receptor signaling pathway. The annotation marks the transcript as partial. Gene Ontology annotation, molecular function: mating-type alpha-factor pheromone receptor activity.